Messenger RNA from Girardinichthys multiradiatus, 934 nucleotides. RefSeq lists its product as uncharacterized. NCBI's taxonomy places the organism in Eukaryota, Metazoa, Chordata, Actinopteri, Cyprinodontiformes, Goodeidae. The transcript is spliced from 6 exons. The record is from RefSeq and is a predicted model, not a curated record. The coding region runs from base 89 to 793 and encodes 234 amino acids.
UGUCAUAUGUAUCUGUCUCUUGCAAGACACUUGCCCUCUAAAAGGACAUCAGGGGACUAAGGAUCUUCAGCACAUUUUUCUGAAACUCAUGUUUCCUCCGUUUUACAACAGCUACAACAAGUCUUGCUGUAAAAUGUAUCCUGGAAGAUGUUACAAACUGCUGGACAGUUCAGGGUACACCUGUGAUUCACUCAGGGGAAGAGUCACCACAACAGAGAAAAAUGGCUGGAUUGAGUUUGAGAUAUCAAAUGUGCAGGUUGAUGAUGCAGGUUAUUACAGAUGUGGCGUUCUGGGUACCCAGACCCAAAUAUAUGCAGACUACUAUGUGGAGGUAUUUGCUUCUGAUCACAACGGCCAGUCUCAGCCUCCGUUGACAACCACAGCAACAGUCAGAGCCCCAAACAGCUCCACAACAGUCCUGGACUUGACUGAACCUGUUCUAGUACAGGACCACGGUGACAAUGACAGAGCUUCCUGGAAUUUUGGUGUGCCGCUCUUUGUUGCUGUCUCCAUCACAGCCAUGAUUUCUGUUGCUUCUGUGCUUGGUGCUGUUUGCUGCAAAGUCAAAGCAAAGCGUAAAAAGUCAAAGAUAUUUGGAGAAACUCUGUGUGAGUCAUGGAAACAAGAAGCCCUGGAAACAAGUGGCAUUAUCUAUGCAACAGUGGACUUUAAACCUCACCAGAAACCUGAGGAGGUGUAUGCAAACCUGGGAGACAACAAAAACGGAGCAGGCAUUCCCAAUGCGGACAAUGCUGGGAUGGUGGAGUACUCCAUGUUGGCAAUCCAGCUGUAAUUUCAGAUUGACUCGCAUGUACUGAGCAUUUUGAGAGUAUUUAUAACCCUUGAACAUAUGUAUUUUCUCAAGUUACUACCAAAACCUUCCAAAUAUUUCAUUGGGAUUCUAUGUGAUAGAUAAAUAAAAGGUAGUGCAUAA